AUGCCCCGGCUUGUACGCCGUCGACCGUUGGGGGAGCGCAUCAAAUCCUACUUGAAUCCGUUGGACUUUCUCCUUUGGCUGUCGGAAGAGAUUGAUACCAAUGAUUGGGAUCAGUUUGAGAAGGACUGGUCGUUUACUCUUGGUUUGGCUCUGAACGUCAUUUUCCUCAUCGCGAGGGCAAAUAGUCGGCCAAAUGGCAGCAAAGCUGUUGAUGACGUCUUCGGUGAUGAUGGAGGUGUACCUUGGCUAAGCUGGUUUGCCUCUUUCGUCGUUCAUCUUCUUGUCCUCUUCUCGGCAUCCAAUAGUUUUUACGCGUUCCAUCGCAAACGACAUUAUCGCAUGUUUGAGGCGUCUAUUAACCAGGCUCCUGCAACACCGUCUGCCCAGCGUGUACGAGUCGAUUCGACGCCUAUGGCGGGCUCACCAUUACGAUACUUUGCGAAUGCGAUUUCGAGAUCGACUGAGUCUAAAGUACACCCUGAUGCGCACCGAGAUGUUUGGGAGAUUGCAGUCUGGGAUCCUCUGCCCAUUUGUCUGCGGAUUUUCUGCAUGUUCAGCCCAGGGCAUGUUCUGGUUUACUGGCUCUUCCUUCCCACGCAACUGUCCGAUCCUAGACCUAGUGUUACGAUUGUGACGACCAUGUUCCUGACGGCUCUGCUAUCGAUCCAGAUGUCGUUCCUCUGUACAUCCUUUAAACAGCAGGCAAAGGAUUCUACACUCGUGCAUAAGGAAGUGCUCAAGGAAUAUGACACCAAAUACGUGCAUCCUCGGACUCAACCUUUGAUGAGAGAUGUUGGCACUCAGUUCUCUGAGACCAAUGCAUCUCAACCUGGCUCUGAUGCCAAGUACAAUAGAGUUGAUCCCGGUACUCCAACGCAUGUUAUUCGCCGGGGAUUUACCACAAGUCCCAACCCAAACUAUGUCGGCCAUGUUGAUCCCGAAGGCAUAUCGCCCCGCCGGCAACCAAUGACUACACCAAGUGCUCCAGGCUACCAGCAAGCUUCCAUGCACACACCGAGUCAUUUGCGCGAUGCUUCUCCAGUUGUCCGUGCCCCUACUUCCAUGCGCCAGCCGCAAUUCCGACCUACACCAAGCGCUCCAGGCGAUGGGGGCAGUCUUGGGGUUUUCUCCCACGCUAAUUCUCCAUUGAGGAAAUCUGUUUCGACAAAUAUUGAUCGUCGCGUUCAGAAUAACGGCUUGAGCCCGAUGAAGCGACAGUCAAGUCCCUUAAAACGAAGUAGUGUGCCCGGAGGCUCAAGUCUUACGAGUUCUUCUUCAACACCGAGACUAAGUCAGUAUAGCUCUCGUCGUGACACCGGCCGAUUCUAG
Aspergillus wentii DTO 134E9 is the source of this 1329-nucleotide messenger RNA. RefSeq names its product Nur1/Mug154 family protein. Lineage: Eukaryota; Fungi; Ascomycota; Eurotiomycetes; Eurotiales; Aspergillaceae. The record is from RefSeq and is a predicted model, not a curated record. Gene Ontology annotation, biological process: maintenance of rDNA; regulation of exit from mitosis. The coding region runs from base 1 to 1329 and encodes 442 amino acids. The transcript has 2 exons.